UUGAAGGUAGUGAUGACCUUCUAAUGAAACUACUAUUAUGUCUCCCACCAAAACCACUUUUCAUGUUCAAAUUAGUAUCCAAAAGGUGGAUGUCCACCAUUUCUAGUCCUUAUUUCUCUUCCAUUUGGAAGCCUAGGCCUACCUCUGGUCUCUUUGUGAGCUUAUCUUCAAAGGGUAACUUCAGCAUCAAAUAUACUUAUAUAUCCCUUAUACAACCUAAACAAAAUCCAGUGGUACCUCUUCAAUGCCUUGAUUUUAUUAAAGAUUCUUGUGGAGUUGAAAUUUUACAAUCUUGUGGUGGUUUAUUAUUUCUUUGUCGAUCGCGUGCAAGUGAAUCUAGUUUACAAUACUAUGUAUACAAUCCAACAACAAAACAUUUCUCAACAUUCCCAUAUCCAAAUCUACUCGACAAAUGUCCAAGAAUUUCAUGCUUGAAUUUGUCAUUUGAUCUAUCUAAGUCACCAUAUUGCCAGGUUAUCCACAUCUAUGGUGAGUACAGAUCAAACAUUGUAUUCCAUAUUGAAACAUACACCUUUGAGACCAACACUUGGAGAUACUCUGGAGGUCCUUUCGUUGGUCCGGUUGGCACGAGCUUUUCUAAGGGUGUUUUCUUGAAUGGUACACUUCACUGGCCUACAGACUACUCAGAAACUUCAGUAUGUUAUGAUGUUUAUGAGAAGAAUAUCAGAAAAUUUCCAAUGCCUCCACUUCAGAGUGAAUGUGGUCGAAACUUGAACUACUUCGGGGAAGUUGGAGGGAAGUUGCAUGCUAUUGAUUUUACAGAGUGUAAUGCAUCUAAUUUUGAUGUCUUUGUGAUGGAAAAUGACUACUCUUGUUGGUUCAAGAAGUACCAUAUUGAUCUUGACACAGUGGCUCAAUCAUUUCCUGAAAUGGUGGUCUAUAAGCCCGAUCCAUGGACAGAUAAUACAAGAACUUUUCUCAGAUAUAAAGUACAUUCAAUCAUUGAAACAGAAACACCAGAUAGUCCAUCUUUGGUGCUUUAUAUACAUGAUGAUAAGUUCAUAUCCCUGAAUUUGACAGAUAAUACGUUGUUGAAGCUGCCUGAUUUAAGUAGACGAUCGUCUGAUCAGCAGAAAUCAUAUUUUAGGAAGUCUCGAGCCUUCCAGUAUGUUGAAAAUCCAUUUUGGAUAUAAGCAGAGGCAGAUCUAGGAAUACAACAACGUAUCGGACCUGAAUAUGCUGGCACUUCAGGAAUUCUUCAAGCUCUAGCGUCUUUGGAACACUAAUUGGUAUCUUUAUCACAUUAGCCAAAACUUAUUUGUUUUUGUUCAUUCCUAAUGCAACAAGAUGGACUUUACCGAGGCUGAGUUACUCCCACUAUCCCAAUUUAAAUGUUUGUCUAAAAGGUGAAAAGGUUGAAUCUAGAAUGUUUAUUCUUAAAA
Messenger RNA from Nicotiana attenuata, 1403 nucleotides. RefSeq names its product F-box protein At5g07610-like. The coding region runs from base 24 to 1154 and encodes 376 amino acids. The transcript has 2 exons. The record is from RefSeq and is a predicted model, not a curated record. Lineage: Eukaryota; Viridiplantae; Streptophyta; Magnoliopsida; Solanales; Solanaceae.